Molecule: messenger RNA, 748 nt
Organism: Aplysia californica (California sea hare)
Lineage: Eukaryota; Metazoa; Mollusca; Gastropoda; Aplysiida; Aplysiidae
Biological process (GO): hexose biosynthetic process
Molecular function (GO): N-acetylgalactosamine 4-sulfate 6-O-sulfotransferase activity
Source: RefSeq, a predicted model, not a curated record
CAAUAUUUGCCUACAUUGGAACGCUACGACUUGUUGUUCGGACUCCUAGCGUGCACAGAGCCCUUCUGUGACGAGUUGGAGCUGCCAGGUGAUGAUGACGUCACAGUCCCGGCGGGCCCUGUACGUGGGCGGGGCUAUGCUGUCCUGUUUCCUGCUGACCACCGUGUACCUGAGGGACAACAACAACAGCCCCAACACAGCCUGGACUGUGACAGCACUGACCGAACCGUCGCUGCCAGCUGUUUCCCCCCCAGCUGUUGUGCAGGAAAGUGCAGUUUGGCUUGGAAAAAGACAUUCCCACAGUUUUCGCGCCGGAGAUCCUGAGUCUACUGCGAGACCCAAGCUACAACAUCUGUUGGAUGAUGACUUUUCUUACUGUAGACGGCAGGCACCCUUUGUGGGUCCUAUUAAGUUCACAAAGACUCUGAAAAACCCCUGUUGGUGGGAGGGAGAGACACUGCGCUGCUUGCCCUUCUUCUACGUGGCUGGGUUCAGCAAAAGUGGGACAACUGACCUAAUUUCUCGCAUGAACAGUCAUCCGGAGGUGAAAGUUAUAAAAAAGGAGAAGCACUGGCUGGACUACUUUAGAUAUAUGGAUACAUUCAGAUUCAUCAGCAACUACACAGAUAUGUUUCAACCUGUUACCGACAUGUUUAUACAAAUGUUAAAAGAAAACACAACUCUUCCUAUUGUUACAGGUAGGUUAAAUCUACAGUGGUGGGGAAUUGGUUGCAACAGGACAAAAUGA